This is a messenger RNA of Seminavis robusta, 2556 nucleotides long. NCBI's taxonomy places the organism in Eukaryota, Bacillariophyta, Bacillariophyceae, Naviculales, Naviculaceae. The record is from the annotation of a GenBank genome assembly.
AUGGUGUCUCAUGAUUCAGGGGCUUCGCUCGACAAGACGGCAGAGACUUCUGCGUGCAGUUCUGAGCCUGACUACCAAGAGGUUGGCUCAGCAACUCCCGAUGGCAAUGACGAAGAUCAAGAAAUAGAGAAGAAAGCAGAGGAAAAGGCCGAACCAUCCUUGACAUUCAAAGAGAAGGUGCAGCGACAAAGACGCCUGCUCUCGGUAUCGUUCCGAGAAGAUGUUGUCGUCCCACGCCGUCGACGUUCUCGCACGGCUGUGCCAGAUGAAGCCGAUGGAGGCGAACCAUCGGAAGCAGUAGACCAUGCCCGUAGAGCCAUGACUGUUUCAUUUCAAGAAGAUGAAGUACCUGUCUUUGGUGAUGGCAGAAGAAGGCGUCGUCGCCGAGAGCCAUCCAAAACCAGACAGAGUUACUUUGGGAGCAUUUCUUCCUCGUUCAUCUCAGGCAUCAUGGACUCGCUGCGAGAGGAAGAAGUCAGAUUGGAUCCUGGCGAAAUGGACGAUCAUGCCACCAGAGCGUCCGACGAAUCUUCGCACGUCCCCUGGCUCGAUGACACCAUAAUCACGUACAGCACUCGGACAAGGGCGGGGAGCAUGCGCAAGAAAUGUGGCAAGAUCGUCAACCAUCCCUGUACACAGCACGUGAUCUUGUUCAUGAUCACAGCCAAUGCAAUUCUCAUGGGAAUCAUGACGUUUGAUUUUGUUGACGACAAUCCGCAGGUGCACACCUAUCUGGUGUAUACGGAUUACGUCUUCCUGGGACUAUUCGCCAUUGAGGUCAUUCUUCAACUCAUCUACCACGGACGGUCAACCUUUGGAAAUCCAUGGCUUUGCUUUGAUGCGGUCAUCCUGGCUUGCAGUUGGGUGCCAUCGCUGCGGAUAUUCCGGUUUGCCCGUGUUAUCAAUCGACUGAGCAUUCUAAAGAACCUGACAGAAGCGAUUGCACUGGUUAUGCCCCAAAUGUUUUCCAUUAUGCUGUUCCUCCUCAUCAUCAUUUACACCUACGCAGUGCUCUUUACAGAGCUGUUCCGACAUGUGGUGUUUGAGGAAACUCAGUACUUUGAGAAUCUAUUCGCAUCCAUGUUCACCUGCUUUGAAAUGACUACAAUGGAAUGGGCACACAUUGCAUGGGAACUCAAGGACCAAAACUACUCCUGGAUUCCAAUCACCUCCUUUGUCGUGAUCUGUGGUAUGAUCUUUUUCAACCUGGUGCUCGCUGUGAUUUGUAACGCGGUGGCAGCGUUGGGAAUUGACUUGAGUGGUCGCAAUCAGCGCGAAUUGGAAACUUUGGCAGAGCUGCGAAAGAAAGUGCGCGACGCGGAAAAACGAGUCUAUCGAGUAAAGGAAUUGAUGAGACAACUUAUUCGAAACCAGAAUCAUUCACUUCACCUGCUGGAGGUGAUGCUAGCACAGAAGCUCAACUCUGUCGAGACUUGGUCCAAACUCAUGGGCGAGGUAGAGGAUGAAUCCAUGUCCAUGUCACAACGGCGUACCACUCGGACGAGCUUUAUGAACAAGAUAUCAUUUGAUUACGCUUUUCAAGAGGAAACCAUGCUCAACAAGACUCGAAUCCUUGCUGGUCAAAUCCUCGAGUCGGAUCGUUUUGACAUGUUCAUUUUCAUUGUCAUCUGUUCCGACUGUACCAUGAUGGGGGUUGCGACGUUUGAAUUCGUCAGCGGCAGCGAUCGAAUAUCGGGGAUCUUUGAAAUCGUUAGCAUGAUCUUCCUCCUAAUCUACACUUUGGAGGCCGGGCUGGGGUUUCUGCAUAAUGGGGUGAAGUAUCUUUCGGAUUGGUGGCAUGUUUUCGACUUCUUCAUUGUGGUUACAUCAUGGAUAUUCGAUCUGUUGAACGGUUUUAAGACCUUUCGAGAGUUUCGAGCCGUCAGAAUUGUCCGUGCCUUCCGCUUGAUCACGGUGCUGCAUCCUUUGCGUGAUCUUGUCGUUGCAAUCGGGACAGCUAUCCCAAGGGUUUCCAGAAUCAUGCCGCUUCUACUCUUACUGUUCUACAUAUUCGCAGUGCUGUUUGUGGAGCUCUUCCGGGACGUUCAGUUCGACGAUGGAUUCAAAUACUUUGAUCGAUUGGAUUCUGCGCUGUUCACUUGCCUACAGAUGAUGACCAUGGAGUGGGCAGAGCUCGCACGUGAAGCUACUGAAAAAUCAAAUCAACAAUGGGCGCGCGGGUUAAUCGUUUUGUUUGUGGUUCUCUCGGGGAUGCUGUUCUUUGACUUGAUCAAGGCGACGGUAUGCGAUUCGGUCGCCCUGAUCAAUGGACGAUCUCGAAGACUCGCGCAAAUUUCCAUGUAUCGCAAAAAGCUAGGAAAGCUCGGCAAAACGAUUGACGGCAUCUCGCUCAAAAUGGUGCACACAAUCAACUUCCAACAACACAUCAAUCGCAUGCUGAUGUACGACAUCCAAACGAUCAAGUCAGACGAACGCAAAAGGCAAUCGAAGGGUAAGGGCCAUAGUUGUGUACUGAGAAAGCGAGCGUCGAGGAAGAAGAAAGAUUCCGUCGAGACUCCGAAAUCAAAGGAACGACAGAAUUCAAUUGGAGGAUGA